AUGAAAUAAAAGAUUAGUAACAGCAAUAUUAUUCUUUUAUGUGGAGCUAUAGUAUUAUUUAACAAUCUUUCAUAUUUGAAUCUCUAAUUUUAUAAUGAUGAUUAUUUGAGUGAUGAAGAGAUAUCUAUAAUAUCUACAGCCAUAUCUAAAUUUGCAAACCUUUAAACUUUUGUGCUUAUUUUUGGAAGUAAAUUGAUAACAAAGAAAAGUUUUGAUACUUUAAGUUGUGCUUUAGGUCUAUGCUCAAAUCUCUAAAAUUUAGAACUUUAAAUCUCGGUUUCAAAAGAUUUAGCCUCUAACCAUGGUUUAAUUUCAGGAUUAGAAAAAUGCAAUAAUCUCAAGGAUUUGAAGUUAGAAUUAUCGUCUUUUUCAUUGAACAAGGAGCAUAUAUAUAAUAUUUGUUCUUCUUUAUCAAAAAUCGUCAACCUUCAAAAUUUAUAUUUAGGACUUAGUUACAGUUCGCUUAACGAUGAUUCAGUAUCUGGUUUAGAGCUCUUGGCUAACUGCCCUAAGAUAAUAGGUUUAGAUUUAAACUUAAUUGGUAAUAAGAUUAGUGGGCUGAGUGAGUUUGGAUUAAAGUCUGCAUUAGCAAAAUGUGUUAAUCUUUAAAAGCUUUCUCUUCUUCUUGAUUAAAAUUCAAUCUACAAAGAAGGUUUUAGCAAUUUAAGUACUGCUUUUUCUUAAUUAACCGAAAUUAGAAGAUUAAAAAUCGACCUUUUUAUGAAUAGUGUUUCUGAUUUUAGUUAAGUAUUGCUAAGCUGUUCAAAAUUGUCUUCCUUAAGUGUAAAUUUAUGUGAUACUAAUAUAGAUGAUGAAAUCUUAAGCUAAAUAUGUGCUCAAAUAGUAAACUUGAGUUUUCUAAAUGAAUUGAGUCUAAACUUAGGAGAAAAUAGUAUUACUGACGAAGGGGCAUCAAAUUUAGGUUCCUCUCUUGCAAAAAUAAAGAAUCUUACAAAUUUAGAGCUUUUUUUAUACAAGUGCUCUAUUGAAGAUACAGGAAUAUUAAAUAUUGCAAGUGGUUUAUAAAUGUGUGAUAAUCUUUAAACUUUAGUCCUAUCAACAUAAAAUGUAACCAUGUAAGCGAAAUAAAAUUUAAAGUUUAAAAUUAAGAAAAUAAAAAGAUUAAUCAAAAUUAAAUAAUAUUCUUGA
This is a messenger RNA of Tetrahymena thermophila SB210, 1149 nucleotides long. RefSeq names its product transmembrane protein, putative. The transcript is spliced from 14 exons. The record is from RefSeq and is a predicted model, not a curated record. Lineage: Eukaryota; Ciliophora; Oligohymenophorea; Hymenostomatida; Tetrahymenidae.